CAUGUUUCAGUUGUGUGUUAGGCGCGAAGGAAAGCGGUAGGCCCGCGAUGCCAAUUAGAUUCAAACCGCUAGCAGAAAUGCUAUCGCGAAGGCACAACUUCCGAAUAACUAACCAAAAAUUGAUCAGUUAAAAUAAAAAGAUGAAUUAAAAUAUAAUUUGGAUUACAGCGAUUUUUAUUUAGUUUCUUUUAAGCUAAGUUUACGAAGGUCGCGUCCUUCAAUCGAUAAACUAUUAAUUGCUACAGCGUGUGAUUGCCCGUGGCCGUUAGACAACAGCGCUGGACGCGUGUUUUCUAUAUAUUUUUUACUAUAAGUGCCAAUUAAAAUUUAGUAAUUAAGUACGUGGGUGUCGAAAAUUUGCCGCCGAAGAGAUUUGCUUAAUUCGUAUCUUCAUGGAAUAUGGGCAUCUGUUUAGACACUGAACAAAACAAUGAAGAGUUGGAGUCCACUGGCGGAGACCGAAGCCGCCGCGACAGUGCUUGGGUGGGCCGCGCCACGCCGCCUACCGCCUCCUUUCCUAUGCAAAACUCCAGUCACGUCAAAUUCGAGCCGCCGAGUGUGCCAGUUGUAUUUGUCCUGGGCGGCCCAGGCAGCGGCAAGGUGACACAUUGCGACAACCUGAUGCAGGAGCGUCGUGGGGUCGUCCACAUCAAUAUGACGGACCUGCUGCAGCAAUACGCCAUCGGCAACGGUACAUCGCUUACAAAAGACGACAUGCAAGACUUCGGCACGUUAUCCAGUAAAACCGUGACUGAAGUACUGAUGCUGGAGAUGAAAAUGGCGCCAACAGCCAAGACAUACCUCGUCUCCGGGUACCCCCGGUCUAUGAGGGAUGUGGCCGAGUAUUCUGACAAGAUCCAGACCAUAUCAGGCGUGGUCCUCGUCAGCUGGCGGCAGCGGGUGCUGGAGAGGCAGAUAGAGUACGGCGCUCGGCUCGGCCACGUCGUCCUGAGUUUAGCGCGGAUGGAGCUCAACAACUUCUACAGAAAUGUCAUGCCUGUGGCUGAUUACUUCGAUCAGACCAACAUGCUGGUGGCUGUGAACGGAGAACGGAAUCCAGAGGAAGUGUACAAAGACUUCAGGGCGGCAGUUCUUCAGAUCCUGGGUAACAUGGAAGACCAGGCCACUGUGAACGGAGUGAGCGGAGUUGGCGUCGGCGCUGGUGGUAUACCAGGAGAGAUCGUGGGAGUGGAGCCCGCGCCAGUGCCAGAAAGAGAAAGAGAGAGAGAUGAGCCAACAGCAUUGCCGAUAGCGAACCCAGUGGUCGUGCCUCCAGUCCACGACACCAUGGAAAGAAUGGUCACCCCUAAGCCUGAAGUGAUUCGUGUGCGGGGAGCGGUGACCAAACCGAUCGUGGUGUGGGUGGUGGGGGGACCGGGGAGCAACAAAGCCACCUUGUGCCAAAGGGCUGUCGCUCAGAAACAGGGAUGGACGCAUUUCAGUCUCGGUCAACGUCUCCGGAUGCUAGCGGACGCCAGCGGCGGCCCGGCAUCAGACGGGGCUCUCGCUCGCUCCGCGGUCUCUGGAGGGGAACUGGCUCCCAGUGAGCUGGUGACCAGACUGGUGAAGACUGCCGUCCAAGAUGCCGCCAGGAGCGGGCAUGGACUGGUGCUUGAUGGCUACCCCAGGGACUUGGAGCAGAUGGGGCAGUUUCAUAAAGAUUUCCGUGUCCAGCCCCGUAUGGUGCUCCUGGACUGCUCGAAGCUGCAACUCGGCCGUGGGCGACGUGACGACUCCGUGGCCGCCUUCCGCCGGCGGCUGGAGGUGUUCCGCGAGCUCAGCCUGCCGAUGCUGAAGUCUCUGGACCAGCAGCACCGGCUCGUCAUUGUGGACGGCGACACAGAUUCGCAAGACGUGCAGGCAGAGUUCGCCCGCGUGCUCACAGAAGAGCUGGAGAAGGCAGAUGCUCUGGCGCAGAUCCCGCAGGAACCUGACACGGUGACCACCCAACCUACGGAUAUGGGCGUGAUGCAACAGUUUGCCCACGCGAUGUCCCGAAUGGGGGGUGGGAUGGGUAAUGGGUUCGCAAACGGGGCGGUGCGCAACGGCACUGUGCCCAACGGCGUGCCCAACGGUGGGCUAGCCAAUGGGUUCCCGGGAAUAGCCAAUAAUAAGGUGAAGCCAAUAAUGAACAUGUCAAAAAUCCCUACUGUGUCCCAGAUGAUCCACGACGAGGUACGAAGGCUAUACGAGCAAAGUAGUGGGGAUAUAACUAUGAACACGCACAUAUAGACUUUAUUAUCAUAGUCAUAAUGCUUAGAUUAGUGUGAGUGAGCGAAUACGUCGUAGGUAAUUAGUGGUAAGUUUUUUUUUUCUUUAGUUAUUUUAAUCCUGCUAUACAUAAAAAUAAAUGUAUCUUAUAUUUAUUCACGUUAGAGUUUAUUAUAUGGAGGAUAUUACGUGACAAGUCAAAAAUAAAAUAUAUUUAUGUAAUACACAUUUUUAGUUAAACUACAAUGUAUUUUUGGGACCUUGUCUAUGGUUUGCCUGUGCAGUAAACGAUUAAUCAAUUUUGCUAUUGCGCAGGCAAAUAGAAAUACACGGGUCCUAUCUCUCAUUGCUCACAUUGUACCACUAUGUAAAGCGAAACUAUACUAUUCAUCCUAUCUCUGUUUAGUGAUAUUAGAGAUUGUAAACGUGGCUCAGAAAUCCUUUUGAAAAUUCGAUCCAAGCUUUAUCUAAAAAGAGACACCCAAAAAAAUUAUACCUGAUAAUUCAAAAUUGUCCAAAUAAGUAUUUAAUGUAGAAAUUCGUUUUAGGUGUAAGAAAACUGGGAAUAAAUUUAAUUUUAAAAAAAUACGUCUUGUAAAUCAAUUCACAUUAAAUAUAUAACUGAUGAUAUUGUACAAGUCUGAGUACCUACAGAUAUAUAAUGGCGGUUCCAAACUAUCGCCGAACUCAACACGAUGCCGACGCGAAUUCAUGAACAUUGCUUUGUUGCCAGAAAUAAAUUUAUUAUUGUCUAGUUUGUAUGAGAACUUUUGUUUACCUCAAUGAAAAACCAGCAAUGUAUAUCUGUAAAGUUCAGCAAAGUGCACCGCGAUUAUGUGUAGCCAGCAUAAUAUUUACGAUAGCAGUAAACAAGCUUACUUACCGUGUUUACGUCUUAUAUUAAAAAAUUGUCUGCUGUCUCCUCUUAUGUACAAUAAUAAAAAAUACUUGCUAAAUUAUAAUUUUUUUUUCAAUUUUCAAUGAACAAUCUUCGAAAUAUAGAUGUAAAACGUCUUUUAUCUAAAGGGAGUAUUCCAAUUAAGUGAUUCUUUGUUAAAUAUUAUUGCUACUUCAAUAGUAACGUUACAUAAAAUUAAAAAUAUAGAAAUAUUAUAUUGAAAUUGUUCAAUAUAAUAUAUCUAUAUUUUUAAUAAACUUAGUCUAGUGCGUGUAUUAUAAUUGUAUAAUACACGCACUAGACUAAGUUUAUUAAUAUAACUACAACAUACACGCACUAGACAAGUUUAUUAGUUAACAAAUGCUAACUUUUAAUACAUUUGCAGAAAAUGCAUACGAAAAUCAAUCUUAAUUUUUCAAACUACCUACAUUUUUUUCACUACAGAGCAAACAGAAAAAAAAAAACAAAAUUAUUCAAGAGAAAAACUGAAAGCGUAAUUUUUAAUAAAUAGAAAAAUAUAAACGUAGAAAAUUGUUUUAUAAAAUGAUAAUACAUUUAAGAAAGUGUAAUAUCUAGUUGUAAUAUUUAGAUAUAAAAGUAAUCGGUUAUUUAAACUAAAUAUUAAUAUUAGCGUAAUAAAUGUAAGAGGACCAUUUUAGUAAAUAGUUUAAUAGCAGAUAAAUUAGCAAGUAUACUAAGUAUUUAUUAUAUAAAUUUCACGCACACUUACCUUAUUAAAUAAGUGCCUUAGAUUAAAAUAUUUUUUAGAUUUGUUUAUAUCGAAUAACGAAUUUCGAAGUAAAAAAAUUCAUUAUAAGUAACGUCGGUAAUUAAAAUAAAAUUAUUGAUUGAUUGAUGAUUACAAUAUUCUGUUUUGUUUCAGUAUUUUGGUGAUUUCUUGAAAAUCGUUAUUUUAAAAUUUUAAUAUAUCUUAGUCACAAUCUAGAAAACGAAUGGAUUUUGCCCCGUAAUAUGUAUAUAUUAUUAAGUAAAUCACAUAAUUAUUUUAUUUCGAGGCUCCUUUCUUUAAAAUGCGGUUUUUUUUUUAUCGAAUUAAUUUUAUAGCUUCUUCUUCUCCUGCGCUUUGAAUAUGUCGAUAUCUCAAUAACUGCUGCAUCGAUUUACCCUAUUGUUCAUAAAAAGUUAAAAUGUACUUUAAGCACGUUUUGUUCUAAUAUUGUAAGGUGCGUAUAUAUAUAUAUAU
Messenger RNA from Plodia interpunctella (Indianmeal moth), 4313 nucleotides. RefSeq lists its product as uncharacterized. Lineage: Eukaryota; Metazoa; Arthropoda; Insecta; Lepidoptera; Pyralidae. The coding region runs from base 400 to 2232 and encodes 610 amino acids. Gene Ontology annotation, biological process: CDP biosynthetic process; UDP biosynthetic process. Gene Ontology annotation, cellular component: cytoplasm; nucleus. The transcript is spliced from 13 exons. Gene Ontology annotation, molecular function: UMP kinase activity; ATP binding. The record is from RefSeq and is a predicted model, not a curated record.